AGAGAGAGCAUUCCCAAGCCUCUCUAUCUUUAACAUAGACUCCCCUCUCUCUCUCUCUCUCUCGACCAGGAAUUAAGUUGAAGCCAUUAUCAAGGCUCGAGAACUCCUGAGGCAACUGUAACACCAAGAUUAGUAGGAUGGACGAGAGAUUACUUGGAUCAAACCCAAAAAAUAAUAGCAAUCUAUCAAGAAGAAUAUGGGUGGAAACAAAAAAAAUAUCCAAGAUUGCAUUUCCUUCUAUGGUAGCAAGGGUUACUCAAUUUGGAAUAUUUGUGGUGACGCAAGCAUUUAUAGGACAUCUUGGUGAACUGGAUCUUGCGGCUUAUGCACUCAUACAAAUCAUUACUGUCCGGUUUGUGAACGGGAUACUGCUGGGCAUGUCAAGUGCCACUGAGACUCUGUGUGGGCAAGCAUUUGGAGCAAAGCAAUACCACAUGAUGGGCAUCUACUUGCAACGCUCAUGGAUCAUCAACAUUGUUACUGCAACAAUCUUGCUCCCCGUCUUCAUCUUCGGAGCACCCAUCUUCAAGCUACUCGGCGAGGAAGAUGACGUUGCAGAAAUCGCUGGAUAUAUCUCUCUCUGGUUCAUUCCAAUUCUCUACUAUUUUCCCUUUGCCUUCAGCAUCCAAAAGUACCUACAGACGCAGCUCAAAAACCCUAUUGUUGGAUGGCUCUCCGCUUUCUCUUUUGUGCUUCAUGUUCUCUUGUCAUGGAUUUUUGUGAGCAAACUGAGCUUGGGGAUUCCUGGUGCAAUGGGUGCGAUGAUCAUAUCAUAUUGGUUAGUGUUAAUUGGAAUGUUCUGGUACGUCUUUGGCGGUUGGUGCCCCAACACGUGGAGCAGUUUCUCAAUAGCUGCUUUUAGUGAUUUAUUACCAGUAGUGAAGCUCUCAUUAUCGUCGGGUGUCAUGCUUUGCUUAGAGUUGUGGUACAAUGCCGUUUUAGUCUUACUGGCGGGAUACCUGAAAAACGCCACCGUUGAAAUAUCUGCAUUUUCCAUCUGCCUCAAUAUCAUAGCUUGGGAUUUUAUGGUUUUCAUUGGCUUCCUAACUGGUGCCAGCGUCCGGAUUUCGAAUGAAUUAGGGAAAGGAGAUGCCGAAGCUGCAAAGUUUUCCGUUAAAGUCAUCUCCAGUAUUUCUGUAUGUCUUGGAGUGGUCUUGUCGAUUCUGUGCUUUGUUUUUGGUCAUAAAAUCGGUUACUUGUUCACAAGUGACGAGGAAGUUAUCGAAGCUGUUUCAGACCUCUCUCUCCUGCUUAGCUUGUCUGUCUUACUCAACAGUGUCCAGCCAGUACUCUCAGGCGUGGCCGUAGGUGCUGGUCGCCAAAGCGUGGUUGCAUAUAUCAAUGUAGGUUGCUAUUUUCUGAUUGGGGUGCCGGUGGGAUGUCUUCUUGGAUACGUGGCCGAUCUAGGAAUUACGGGUCUAUGGAUUGGAAUGAUCAUUGGUGUUGUGAUGCAAUCACUCGUGCUCGGCUAUGUUACCUUUAAGACUGAUUGGAAUGAACAGGUGAAGAAAGCAUCUGAUCGCCUGAAUAAGUGGCUCUUGAAUCCUUCCAAUGAAUCUAAUGAAAACUCUGCUGAGGAAAGACUAAUUAUGGAUGAACACUAGCAUUGUUCCUUCUCUCAAUUUUGUGUUUGAUGGCAACCUACGACCUUAAGGGAUGAUUCUUUGGUGCAGGGUAGAUAUUGAACCCAUUAAGGUCAUUUUUGUUCGGUUGCAAGAGCUAAGGAUUUGAUAAAAUCUUGAUGUUUUCAUCCCAGCUAUAUAUCCAUGCUGUGAACAACUUGUUAUAACUGCAUUAGGAAAGUCGAUGAAUGUUUUUAGAGCCCUCUGACAAAGUAAUGCUAUAAGUUACUUUUAUGUUCUUCUUGUAUCCUUAUAAAAUUGAUGUGACUUUUAAAAGCAUUGUUGAAUUAAAAUUCAA
Corylus avellana is the source of this 1920-nucleotide messenger RNA. Lineage: Eukaryota; Viridiplantae; Streptophyta; Magnoliopsida; Fagales; Betulaceae. The record is from RefSeq and is a predicted model, not a curated record.